AUACUUGGACCUUACAAUGCCGUGCAUUACCUUUUCAGGUAGAGUGUGUGUUUGUUAUGUGGCAUGAGGCCCGCCGCCAGGAGCGCGUCGUCAAAGGUAUGAUUGUCGACUACAGAAAGCGGGCCGAGCGGCGCCGCAACUACUAUGAGAAGACCAAGCAGGACCCCACGCAGUUUCUGCAGGUACACGGGCGCCCGUGCAAAAUCCACCUGGACCCGGCCGUGGCGAUGGCCGCAGAGGGGCCCAACAGCAUGAUGUCCUGGCAGGGGGACUCGGAGGUCCUUAUCGACAGGUUUGACGGCCGGGCGCACCUGGACAUGAUCAGCGAUGUGCGCGCCCCACCCGGUACCUCCGAUCUGGACGGUCUGGAGCAGGCCGAGGCCGACCAGAUCAACUUUGAGCGCUACCGCAUCCUGGUGCAAAACGAGUUCGCCGGACUAUCGGAGGAGAAGUUCCUGCACCAGCUGUACCUGGAGGAGCAGUUUGGCAGCACGCUGCUGCAGCAGCAGGCCGCCGGACGGCGGGACGCCGAGAUGGAUAAACGGCGACUGGCCGAGUCCCGCGCCGCCAUCGGAUACGUGUACGAUGACGGCGAGCCGACGGCGCCGCCGCUGCCGUCCCAGCCGCCGCCGCCGCCCCCGCCGCCGCCGGAUGAGGAGGAGGAGAGUGACGAUGAGGAUAUCGAUCUCGACAUGGCGCUGGACGUGAGUCAGCUGAGCACGGAGCAGUACGGCGAGCUGAACCUGGUGGGCCGCGGCUACAGCCUCAGCUCCACCGGCUUCAUGGACCUGCUGGUGGCGGACCAGGAGGAGCAGGAGACGGCGCGGCUGGCGCGCAUCGAGGAAGAGGAGAAACAGGCGCUCUCUGUCCGCACCGGAUCGGGCAAGAAGGGCCGCAAGGAGCGCCGUCUGCUCAAGGAGAAGAAGAUGCAGCAGCACGCCCGGCCGGCGGCAGUGACGGCCGCCGCGGCCGCAGCGGUACCCAGCUACGCGGCGCCGCGCGGCUCGCCCACAUAUGCGCCGUACGCCGGACCGGUGGGGCCCGGUCUGGGCAGCCGCAGCCGAUCGCCCAGCCCGCCGCCCAGCAAGGUGGAGUUUAUCACCAGUUUUGGUCACGACUCUGACUCCGAGGGUGAGGCGGCCGGACCGGUGGUCGGACCCGCCGCCCCCGCACCGGCGGAGCAG
This is a messenger RNA of Amphibalanus amphitrite, 1184 nucleotides long. Its product is annotated as CLK4-associating serine/arginine rich protein-like. The annotation marks the transcript as partial. The record is from RefSeq and is a predicted model, not a curated record. The transcript is spliced from 7 exons. Lineage: Eukaryota; Metazoa; Arthropoda; Thecostraca; Balanomorpha; Balanidae.